Ceratotherium simum simum (southern white rhinoceros) is the source of this 4936-nucleotide messenger RNA. The record is from RefSeq and is a predicted model, not a curated record. Lineage: Eukaryota; Metazoa; Chordata; Mammalia; Perissodactyla; Rhinocerotidae.
UCAUUUUAUUUUAUUCUCUCCUUAGGUGGUGUUUGGAAACUAGACCAUGUGCCUAGAUCAAAGUGAUUCUUUUCUCCACAGCGCUACACCCCCAGCGAUGCUCACCACACCCCUGUUGUGAGAACCUCACUGAGGCAGUCCAGCAGCAGUCUGCAGACAGGCAUUUGGAAGCCACUGGACCAGAUCAUCUCUGAGGUCCCCUUCAGCUCUAACAUCCUCCCUUGCCAGCACCCAGCCAUGGGGGAUAUGAAAACUCCAGACUUUGAUGACCUUCUGGCUGCCUUUGACAUCCCAGACCCCACCAGCCUUGAUGCCAAGGAGGCCAUCCAGACCCCCAGUGAAGAGAAUGAGAGUCCCCUCAAACCGGCAGGCAUGUGUAUGGAUGAGAGUGUGUCCUUGUCUCACUCAGGAUCAACUUCAGAUGUCCCGGCUGUGAGCGUUAUUGUCAAGAACACCAGCCGCCAGGAGUCAUUUGAAGCAGAGAAAGACCACAUUGCUCCCAGCCUCCUACAUAAUGGAUUUCGGGGCUCAGAUCUGCCUCCAGAUCCCCACAACUUGGGCCACAACUGUGGGAAGUUUGAUUCCACUUUCAUGAAUGGAGACAGUGCCAGGAGUUUCCCUGGCAAGCUGGAGCCUUCCAAGUCAGAGCCGUUACCAACCUUUAAUCAGUUCAGUCCGAUCUCCAGUCCAGAACCUGAGGAUGCCAUCAAAGAUAAUGGGUUUGGGAUGAAGCCCAAGCACUCUGACGGUUAUUUCCCACCCCCUCCUGGGUGCGGGCCUGUUGGGGCCCCAGUCCUGGAGGCUCUGUCUAAGUUUCCAGUCCCGGAGCUGCAUAUGUUUGAUCACUUUUGUAAGAAAGAACCCAAGCCAGAACCCCUGCCCUUGGGGAGUCAGCAGGAAGAUGAGCAAGGUGGGCAGAAGGCAGUGGAACCUCACAAGGAGCUGGAUGCCAGUCGAUUCUUUGGGGAAGCUUUGGAGUUCAACAGCCACCCCAGCAACAGUAUUGCAGAGCCCAAGGGGCUUGCCCCCGAGCUUAGUACCUGCUCAUCAGUCCCUCCUAGGCAGCGUCUUAAGCCAGCUCAUUCCAAGCUGUCCUCUUGUGUUGCAGCCUUGGUGGCCCUGCAGGCCAAAAGAGUGGCCAGUGUCACCAAGGAGGAUCAGCCUGGCCACACAAAGGAUCCCUCAGGGCCCACGAAAGAGGGCUCCAAAGGCAGCCCCAAAAUGCCCAAGUCACCAAAGAGUCCACGGAGCCCUCUGGAGGCCACUAGAAAAAGUAUCAAGCCAUCGGACAGCCCUCGGAGCAUCUGCAGUGACAGCAGCAGCAAAGGCUCCCCUUCUGUGGCUGCCAGCUCCCCACCAGCAAUUCCCAAAGUCAGAAUCAAAACCAUUAAGACAUCAUCUGGGGAAAUCAAACGAACCGUCACGAGGAUCCUGCCAGACCCUGAUGAUCCCAGUAAGUCCCCUGUUGGGUCACCUCUAGGAAGCGCCAUUGCCGAGGCCCCAAGUGAGGUGCCGGAGCAUGAGGUCACUGCCUUGCCUGCAGCGGAGCACUUUCCUGAGGCGGGCACAGAUUCAAGGAGCCCCCAGGAUGACAGGAAAGGGGAUGAGAGCAUGACGAAGGCCAGGGAAUCUUCAUCUCCCUGUUGCAGCCCUAGGUCCCGGGUCCCCAAGGGGGCUGCCCCAGGCUCACAGAUGGGCAAGAGGCAACAACAGACCACAGCACUGCAGGCGUCUGCCCUGGCGCCUGCCAACCUCCUGCCCAAAGCUGUGCACCUGGCCAACCUGAACCUGGUCCCCCACAGUGUCGCCGCCUCAGUGACAGCCAAGUCCUCAGCGCAGAGGCGGAGCCAGCCACAGCUUACGCAGAUGUCGGUGCCCUUGGUCCACCAGGUGAAAAAGGCCGCCCCGCUGGUUGUGGAGGUCUUCAACAAGGUCCUCCACAGCUCCAACCCUGUGCCCCUCUACGCGCCAAAUCUCAGCCCACCUGCGGACAGUAGGAUCCACGUGCCGGCAAGUGGAUACUGCUGCCUGGAGUGUGGGGAUGCGUUUGCCUUAGAGAAGAGCCUGAGCCAGCACUACAGCCGGCGGAGCGUCCACAUUGAGGUGCUGUGCACACUGUGCUCACAGACGCUGCUCUUCUUCAACAAGUGCAGUCUGCUCCGGCACGCCCGAGACCACAAGAGCAAGGGGCUUGUCAUGCAGUGCUCUCAGCUGCUCGUGAAGCCCAUCUCUGCGGACCAAAUGUUCGUGUCUGCCCCCGCGAACUCCACGGCACCAGCAACCCCGGCUGCCCCCUCCUCCCCCAAACAUGGCCUCGCUUCAGGCAGUGCCAGCCCUCCCCCUCCAGCUUUGCCGCUCUACCCAGACCCCGUGAGGCUCAUCCGGCACAGUAUCAAGUGUCUCGAAUGUCACAAGCAGAUGCGUGACUACAUGGCUAUGGCUGCACAUUUCCAGAGGACAGCAGAGGAAACCGAGGGGCUGACUUGCCAGGUGUGCCAGAUGCUGCUGCCCAACCAGUGCAGUUUCUGUGCCCACCAGAGAAUCCACGCACACAAGUCCCCCUACUGCUGUCCGGAGUGUGGAGCCCUCUGUCGCUCUGCCUAUUUCCAGACCCACGUAAAGGAGAAUUGCCUGCACUAUGCCCGCAAGGUGGGCUACAGGUGCAUCCACUGCGGGGUCGUCCACCUGACCUUGGCCUUGCUGAAAAGCCACAUCCAGGAGCGACACUGCCAGGUUUUCCACAAGUGUGCAUUCUGCCCCAUGGCCUUCAAGACUGCCAGCAGCACCUCCGACCACAGCGCCACCCAGCACCCCACCCAGCCCCAUAGACCCUCCCAGCUCAUUUAUAAGUGCUCCUGUGAAAUGGUCUUCAACAAGAAGAGGCACAUUCAGCAGCAUUUUUACCAGAAUGCCAGCAAGGCGCAGGUGGGCGUCUUCAAGUGCCCUGAGUGCCCGCUCUUAUUCCUGCAGAAGCCAGAGUUGAUGCAGCAUGUCAAGAGCACCCAUGGUGUUCCCCGAAACGUGGACGAGCUGUCAAGCCUCCAGUCACCUGCGGACGUGUCCUCAAGCCGCUCUAGCUCUCGAGUUUCCACUGAGCCCCCGGCCGCUAGUGUGGCUGGUCGCAGCAGUUCCUUGUCUUCUGGCCGCUGGGGCAGGCCUGAGGCCCAUCGCAGGGCUGAGGCCAGGCCCCGACUGAGGAACACUGGCUGGACCUGCCAGGAGUGCCAGGAGUGGGUUCCUGAUCGGGAGAGCUACGUGUCCCACAUGAAAAAGAGCCACGGCCGGACAGUGAAGCGGUACCCGUGUCGGCAGUGUGAACAGUCCUUCCACACCCCCAACAGCCUGCGCAAACACAUCCGCAACAACCACGACACAGUAAAGAAAGUCUACACUUGUGGGUAUUGCACGGAGGACAGCCCCAGCUUUCCUAGGCCCUCCCUCCUGGAGAGCCACAUCAGCCUUAUGCAUGGUAUCAGGAACCCUGAUUUGAGCCAGACGUCCAAAGUCAGACCUUCGGCUGGACAUUCCCCCCAGGUGAACCAUCUGAAAAGACCAGUCAGCGGAGUGGGGGAUGCUCCAGGCACCAGCAAUGGCACGAUUGUCUCUUCCACCAAAAGGCACAAGUCCCUUUUCCAGUGUGCAAAAUGUAGCUUUGCCACAGACUCGGGGCUCGAGUUUCAGAGCCACAUACCUCAACACCAGACGGACAGCUCCACAGCCCAGUGUCUCCUCUGUGGCUUGUGCUACACCUCUGCCAGCUCCCUCAGCCGCCACCUCUUCAUCGUCCACAAGGUGAGAGACCAGGAGGAGGAGGAGGAGGCGGCGGAGGUAGCAGUGGAGGCGGCAGAGCCAGAGGAGGGCUCCGGGGAGGAGGUGUCCAUGGAAACCAGGGAGAACGGACUGGAAGAAUGUGUCAGCGAGCCUUUGUUGGGCAACCCAGAGGCGAGGAGAUCACUGGGCCCGGCCCCUGAGGAGGACGGUGCCCAGGAUACUCAGAGUCAACCACAGGCCUCUCAGGACCGGGACAGCCACGCACUGUCCCCUCAGGUGUGACCGGAGGCUUUGCAGUGUGUGCAGUCGGGGUGGUGCCAUGGUGUCCUCCACCUGCCGUGUGGACAGUGGGAAAUAAAAGGCUCUGCCCGGUGUUGAGUGUGGCCACUGUGCCCUGGAGCAGUGUCUGCAGUGUUCCCCAGCCCCAGAAAAUGUGGGAUUGCCCAGGACCCUCAGAGCUCUGAAUUUGCUUCUGUUAUUUAUGGCUUUGUGCUGCUUCUUGAUACCCCGACUCUUGUCUGUGUCCUUCCAACCCCAGGCUGCUUAAGUGGCCCAACCCCGAUGCUGUCAACUCAGCUUGAAACCCUUCAGCGGCUGUGCUCUUCUGGGAGGUUCCCUGCUUGCUGCCUUCAGCCAGGGGCCUCCUCAGAGCUCUUGGCCUGCGGACGGCAGCUCUCCUUCCUGCCAUCAGAGCCUGCGAGGGCCGAGGAUGCUCGUGCAGUCCCUUGUGCAGAGGAGAGCUCUGCCCAGCCUGGCUCGGCGAGGGCCCUUGGUCACCGUGCCCUUCUUGUCUUCUCUGAUUCUUUUCCCCAAAAAUAGUCCUGGAGAAUUAAUUGUCACACUGGCUCAUCCUGUCUGUGUGGGUGGGGGAAACUUGUGCAGCACACCUCUGUUUGGAACCCGGGAGAACAGGAAAUGCAGCCAGGGCAGGCAGGCACGGAGAGGCAGGCCCCUUCAGAAGGAGCUGGGCAUCCUUGUUCUGCUGCUGUUCUGCCUUUCCUGGCAAGUGGGGUUUGGGGCACACAGACAUUGGAAUAUUUGUACUCUUGCUCCUGUGCUAUUAGAGAGGCUGCUGCCCCAGGAAGGCCAGCCCCUCCUCCUCUUGGCUACACUCAUGUUGCUCAGACUAUAUUGCAAAUAAAAAAAUCUUCUUACCAUGCAGGUA